AUGCCACGUGUUUCCCGCACAUCCCAGGAGCAACGCCGCCAAGCUGCUUUAAACCGCAGCAGAGCCCGCUACCAACAAAAUGCGGUGGAAAUAAGAAGCAGGAACUCGCAACACAUCGCCAAUGUACGAGCAAGCAACCCCGACUUACAGGAGGAAAGUCGUGCGCAGAAUUCCGCAGCACGGGCUCAGAGGAGACGCAGCGAAAGGAUUCGCAAUCUAGAGCGCCUUCGGGAUACUGCAGCACAUGCUGAUAGGCGACUGGAUCUUCAAUUCCGUGUUCCAGAGAGGGUUCGGGACGCAGAAUCGCAUAUUGAUCGUCGACAGAACCCAGACUAUCGUGUUUCAGAGAGGAUUCGGGACAUGGAAGCACGGGCGACCCGUCGAGAAGACCCCGAGGAGCGGCGACGAGAGCAGUUACGAAACACUGCUGACCAUUCUACUCGGAGGGAUAAUCCAGAGCACCGAAUUCCCGAACGGAUUAGGGACAUGGAGGCACACGCGGCCCGCCGAGUGGACCUGGAGGAGCGGCGACGAGAGCAGAGCAGAUUCGGGACGCCGCAGCGCGAGCUGCUCAUCGCGAGGACCCAGAGGAACGUACAAGGGAACAGGAAAGGAACACUGGAGAACACCGACAGCGACGAAGGGAUACGGAAGACAGGCAGCGAGAACGGGAAAGGGACGCCGAUUACAGGAGAGCAACCAGGAGAAAUCCCAUCGCAAGAACACAGGAGCAACGGAUAA
This is a messenger RNA of Drosophila bipectinata, 741 nucleotides long. Lineage: Eukaryota; Metazoa; Arthropoda; Insecta; Diptera; Drosophilidae. The record is from RefSeq and is a predicted model, not a curated record.